UGUCCUGUCUGUCUUUCUAUGUUUCUUCAUCCAUUCUUCACUUGUCUUCUUUUUGUCUCAUAAUCUAUUGUCCUUAUAAUGACAAGGCCCAAUGCAGUUAUAUUGUAUUAAUUUGUGGAAACGUCCUUUGUGCUUUUAAAAUCAUAUAAAUGGUGAUAAUCAAUGCAUUUUGAUAUGGGUUUUAAGUUUUAGCAAAAGAUAAGUAAUUUUCCUCUUUCACUCCGCAUUCAAUUUCAUUGAUUAGUUGAAACUUGAAAACUCUGCUACAGCAGUUAACUUAGCUCUAAUUUUAUUUCCUGUGUGCCACAUGUUGAGAGUUAAUGCAGAACCAGGUGAAUCUGACAUGUUUCCAUCCAUGCUGAGAAAUAUUAUUGCACUGUCUCAUAUACAUGGAAAUCGUUGGAUUCUAUUUGUGCUAUGCACAGAUAUUUACUUCAAGUUUAAAAACUGCAUACCUAUGAUUUUAUGAAUCUACACCAUAAUGGGUUUGAAUGCUUUACCUUCAGUUCUUAUUUAUGAAAUUAUUUUCUUUACAUUGUUCAUUAUGUAUGCAUUAGAGGGCAUUAUUGUUUGUCUGUUUAUUUGGUUCACUGUCAUUAAUUGUAUUAAAUCCCAUUUUUUAUUUGUCUUGAGUCUGUUGACAAAAUCAAUAAGAACAAAAAUGUUUAAUCAGAAGAGGUUAAAUAAUAGUAACAAUGUUCUUGCAUUCACCGUCCAUACAUGUAGAUUAAUUGACAUAAUAUAUGCUUGUCAUAUUUGGCCGGCACUGUUACUUCUUAUAAGACUUAAUCAAGAACAUUGCCACCAUUUCUUUUUGGCAUCGUCACAUGAUCUUUAAUCCAUGGCGGAUGACGAUGGUCAUCAUCCUUUGUCAAACAACGUUGUCGUCCUUCUUAUUGCCAUGGGUUCAGCAGCUUUUGUUGUCUCAACCUACCAUGUCAUAACCAUAUGCAUGUUCCACCAACGCAUCACAAACCAAAACCCACCAGAACAGCAGCCUGAUGUGGCGGCUCAAACGCUGAACCUCGACCAAAGCGACGCGUCCUCCUCAAUGGCACACUUGAUUCCAAUACACAAGUAUCACAAGAAGAAGGUUGAAGCAGAUGACGGUGACGACGUUGAUGAUCUUGAAAGCGACACAUGUGCAGUGUGCUUGGGAGAUUUCGAGGAUGGUGAGGAGCUGAGGACGUUGCCGGAGUGCUUGCACUCUUUCCACGUACCGUGCAUUGAUACGUGGCUCCAUUCCCAUUCAAGUUGCCCCAUUUGCCGCGCCAGUGCUACUGCUACCCCUUCUCCGUCACUGAAUGCGCCACAUCACAGCAUAGAUAUGCAACCAGUUGGUGUCCUCUACAAUGGGUUGGUAAGAUGGUGAAGUGCUAAGUUUUAAGGAGACAAACCUUCAAGUGCAAACACAUGUAUAUGCUUGCUAAUGUAAUUUUUUACAUGGUUGGAGCGCCAUUUCUUUGAUUCCAUACUUUCGUAAUAGUGUGCUC
Messenger RNA from Lotus japonicus, 1493 nucleotides. Its product is annotated as RING-H2 finger protein ATL72-like. The transcript has a single exon. Lineage: Eukaryota; Viridiplantae; Streptophyta; Magnoliopsida; Fabales; Fabaceae. The coding region runs from base 842 to 1372 and encodes 176 amino acids. The record is from RefSeq and is a predicted model, not a curated record. Gene Ontology annotation, biological process: protein ubiquitination.